UCGGAGAAGCAAAAGAAUAAGAGACAGGUGCCGUAUCGCAUAUAUCAACAUCGCACAGAAUUAUCACCAGCAUUUUCAUUCAUCCGACGAAUAUUUUUAUAGAUUAUUUAUACUAGAAUUCGAAUAAAAUACAUAUUUUAUUUUGGUGAAAUACAAAAAUUUUAAAAACAACUUGUGUGUAUUGAACUGAUUUUUUUUCCGAAAAAUAUCAAGACUGUUAUUUUCAAGACAUUGGACUAAGUUUCGUUGUGAUAUAGUGUUAACGGGUUCAUCAUGGGGUACCGCUGGUACCUUUUAACAUUACUCUCGUUAAGUGUUAUUAGUGUUUUGGGUGUGUCGUCUCGGUUGCCACGCACUAGUGCCGCUCAACUAGCUGCUACGGUUUCAGCUCAAAACAAGACUGUUUCCGAUUCGAGAAGCAACAGGACCACCAAAAAAGUUUUUAGACCAAGGGGGACGUCAAAAUCACUGUCAAUCGAUCAAUUACCAAAUGAGAGUAGAGAGCAGCACCUGUUCAGCGUGUUCGAAUCCAUCAUAUCAACGCUAGAAUCCAAACUGCAACGGAUAGAAAACUUAGACAAGGCAGUGGAACACCUAAUGCGCCGAGUUGAAGGUUUAGACUCACGCGUAAACAACAAUAUCGAUAAAACAGAGUCAGUAAUCUCCAAAUUACGCAACCUAGACGUAAAAUUGUUCCAAUCGCCCAAUAAGAACAUUUUUGAGAUGGUCAGUGACAAGUCCUUACCACCCAAAGAAGUAAUCAGUUUGAGCACGAAGCUAGUCUCGUUAGAUCAAAAAGUCAGUGAUAUAGAUUCCAAAUUGAAUUUGUUGAAGAGUCAGCUUGAUCACAACUAUUUACAAAACGAUAGAGAUGAUAUUCACGUAGAGGCCAGUGAAAAGAAGCCUGUGAGCAUGAACAUUGUUGAAAUAUCCAAAGCUCUGAAUGGAGACAUAUUGAAUCAGAUGUCAAAAGAAUUAGAGCAGUUGCGAGAAACAACUGAUUCAGUUGACAGAAAGUUAGGCUUUCAUAUUAAUUAUGUAUCAGAAAAGUUAGAAAAAGUACUGAACGUCAUGACGGAUGUUCAGAACGCUAUUGUGGAUGAUACACCUACGUAUCAUGUGCUUAGGUAUCCUAACAAAAGUAGUACUACAACCACGACUACUGCUGGACCUGAGUUAGUAAGAUCAAGCAAAAUUGAUACUUUGGUACAACAAAUUAAGCCUAUAAUGUCGGUUUCGGAAAAGAUGGAUGAGGUUUGGAAUGUUGUAGUUGGUACCAAAAGUUCCGUCGACGAUUUGGUACCUAAAUCCGAUGAGCUUCUCACACAAACACAGCGACAGGAAAGAGCUAUUGGUGAAAUACAUAACGAUCUCAAAUCGAAAACAAACAAAAUAAUUGCAAACCUGGAUAAGGUAGAAAAGAGGUUAAAGAAACAAGAAGACGAUGUGGCAACGCUGGCACAAAGACCAGUUCCUCCAGAAAUACUUCUUGCUGAAUCCAGCAUUGGUCCAGAAUAUGAAUCGACAGGAAUCGACGAAGAAUACUCAACCGACACCACACUACCCUUAUCAUUCACCACUCUACCUCCCACGGUAAUCACUCAAACAUCGUACGUAGUUCAAAACGGCAACUACAGCAACGUCGCAAACAGCGGCAACGUGGCCACGACGACGGAAAAGCGCCAGGAAAAGAGAAAAGGCGGCGUAAUUUUCCCCAGCGUCAAGAACAAGCCGGCCCUGAACAAUUCCACCUUCGUCACGUCGGACAUCGUUUCAAAUGUAAGAGAUGUUAAGGGUUAUUCUUGUGCAGACUUACACACAGCAGGAAUGAGAAAUUCUGGUAUUUAUUACUUGCAAAUUCGAGGUACGACAUUCUGGUUCCUCAAAGUCUUUUGCGAACAAGAAAUAGCCGAUGGUGGAUGGAUUGUGAUCCAAAGACGUAAUGAUUACGGUAUUCCCAGGGAAAACUUCAACAGAGACUGGAACGAUUACAAGAACGGUUUUGGUGAUCCAGCAAAGGAGUUCUGGCUGGGCAACGAAAAUAUUUAUAUGCUGACGAAUAACGAAGAAUACGCAUUGCGAGUUGAACUUGAAGAUUUUGAGGGCAACAAAAGGUACGCCCAGUAUUCCCAUUUCAAAAUCUACUCCGAAGGAGAGUACUACAAGCUCGAGAUCGACGGUUACGAAGGCAACGCGGGAGAUUCGCUCAAUGAUCCGUGGUAUGGCAGUAAUAACAGCCCAUUCUCCACGUAUAACAGGGAUAAUGACAGGUCGAGUCUAAAUUGUGCCUCGAUGUUAAAGGGUGGAUGGUGGUGGAAGUCUUGUGGUAGAGGACUAAACGGAUUAUAUUUGAAUGAUCCACAAGACUUGACAGCUCGACAAGGGAUUGUAUGGUUCCGCUGGAGAGGCUGGGACUACACCUUGAAGAAAUCCGUCAUGAUGAUAAAGCCUAAAAACUAUCUCAACGGAACUUAACCGAGAAGUUAUCUACCUAAACGCUCUGUACAAAUUGUAAAUGUUUUUUGUAUUAUUUUCUCGUCAAUUAAGUGUCCGCCGAACACUCCAAUUUAUAAUCAACCCCAAUUCUUCAUUCGCUUUAAACAAAACUAAUUUGUCUAAUUUUAGUAUUUUCCUUCAUUUCUUCUAUUUAUUACACUGCCACAUAAAUAAUUAUAAGAUGUACAAUGUACAUUAAUAAAUAUAUAGUUCAUACCAAAUAAAAUUUUAGUCACGUGAU
Molecule: messenger RNA, 2737 nt
Organism: Sitophilus oryzae (rice weevil)
Lineage: Eukaryota; Metazoa; Arthropoda; Insecta; Coleoptera; Curculionidae
Product: angiopoietin-2
Exons: 10
Coding region: 274-2475 (733 amino acids)
Source: RefSeq, a predicted model, not a curated record